This is a messenger RNA of Clonostachys rhizophaga, 1776 nucleotides long. NCBI's taxonomy places the organism in Eukaryota, Fungi, Ascomycota, Sordariomycetes, Hypocreales, Bionectriaceae. The record is from the annotation of a GenBank genome assembly.
AUGCGUUUCUACCAGCUUCUCCCUGCCAUUGCCCUUCUCGGGUUUUCAGAGGCAUCCGAACCUCUACAUCCCAAAGAAAAGCCGAAUAUCCUGUUCGUUAUUCUAGACGAUCUUGAUUACCACAUGACCGACUUGAGCGGUGUGAUGCCAUCCGUCAAAAAGCACAUUAUUGAUCAGGGAACAACAUUUCCCAACCACUAUUGCCAAGUAUCUCUCUGCUGUCCUGCCCGCGCAUCCAUCCUGACUGACCAAACUGCACACAACCAUAAUGUGACCGAUGUUCACUACCCCAGUGGUGGAUACCAAAAGGUUUACGAGCAAAAUUUCAAUGAAGAUUAUCUUCCAGUUUGGCUUCAGGAAGCUGGGUACGGCACAUACUAUGUAGGCAAGCUCCUUAACGACAUCAGCACCCAAAAUUACAACGAUCCUUGCUUGAACGGGUGGGACCGCAUUGAGGUGCUGCUCGAUCCCUUUGCCUACGACUUCUGGUCUCCUGCCUUUGCUAGGAACAAGGACCCUUGGCAGCGGUACAUGAACAACUACACAACGGAUUUGGUCUCCCUCAAGUCAAUGGGCUUCUUGGAAGAUGCCCUUGCCGAUGACAAGCCCUUCUUCUUAGGGGUUGCACCCAUCGCUCCACACAGCGAGGUACUGGUGAAUACUACUAGUCUUACCGCGACCUUUUCUGCGCCCAAGCCGGCUACGCGGCACAUUGGGAAGCAUGCAGGUGCUCAGGUGCCGCGGACCGAUAAUUUUAACCCGGACAAGCCAUCAGGUGCUAGUUGGAUCAAGACUCUGGAUCAGCUGAACAGCACUGAGGUCCAGCAGGGUGACGAGUGGUACCAAGCUCGGCUUGAAUCUCUUCUGGCUGUUGACGAGAUGGUGGACUCGUUAUUUGCCAAGCUCGAGGAGAGUGGUAAAUUAGAUAAUACCUAUGUCAUUUUCACGAGCGACAAUGGCUUCCAUAUUGGCCAGCACCGUCUCUCUCCCGGAAAGACAUGCGGUUACGAGGAAGACAUCAACGUGCCUUUUAUUGUCCGUGGUCCUGGAAUCGCCAAGGGACACACCAUGGAUGUCGUCUCUGGCCAUAUCGAUAUUGCGCCAACCAUUCUGGAGAUGACCGGCAUUUCCCAGCGUGACACGUUCGAUGGCAGCCCCAUUCCUCUAAAUGAGGAUGCACUCAAGGCUCUGACGAAGCCAAAGACUGAGCACACCAGCAUCGAGAUGUGGAGAAGCAACAACCAGAGCUUCUUCCGGACUGGAAAGAUUGAAAUGAUGGAGGAAGCGACGCAAAAAACUUACAAGCCGGUUCGACUCAUCAGCGGAGACCACAAUCUGUACUACUCUGUUUGGUGCACGAAUGAGCACGAGCUCUAUGAUAUGAAGGCAAGUCUUCACCUGCAAAGUGAUUCGCAGCAGAUGAAUAAUCUAUUCGAAGGCGGUUUUGGAGGAAGUUAUGAGAGUGCUGACAUUGUUAGACUUGCUCACCGUCUUGAUGCACUCCUAUAUGUCCUCAAGAGCUGCCGCGGAGACUCAUGCCGCUACCCGUGGGAAUCACUGAUGCCACUUGAGACGGUUACUAACCUGUCUGAUGCCAUGAAUCCUAAAUAUGACGAGUUCUUCGAGACAGUUCCAAAGGUUUCAUUUUCAUCGUGCCAGCAGGACCAUAUCAUUGAGGCGGAGGGACCCCAGUUCGAAACAUGGACUGUCGAGGGUAGCAAGACAACUCGUGGGAUGGAGAGGGGGUGGGACCAUGUUCAAGCUUGGAUUACUUGA